GCAAAUGUCAUCAAACAGUUAUACGCCACGAUAUCGAUCGAAAUCAAUAACUCGAGCAGAAAUUCUUAACUAAAAAAAUGGCAAAUCAGUGUGUUUUAAUCUUCAUUUGCUUGUGCAGCAUUGCGCUGGUCGCUGCAUUGCCACUACAAGACGACUCGCCACUACAAGUGCCACAAGAAGUACAAGCAACGGUGCUCAGCCGCCAUGCGCGCUCACCUGAUGGCAGCGUUGGUGUCGAUGUGAAUCAGGAUGGCGCUUCUGCACACUACAAUCAAAACAUCUACAGCAGCGAUGAUGGCAACUUCAAAGUGGACGCACAAGCACAAGCCACGCACGAUUUUCAUAGCAAUGACAACUCCUUUGGCGGUUCAAUCUCUGGCUCAUACAGUUGGUAAAUUGUGAAAUUUAAACAAAAUUGAAAAA
Messenger RNA from Zeugodacus cucurbitae (melon fly), 423 nucleotides. RefSeq lists its product as uncharacterized. The record is from RefSeq and is a predicted model, not a curated record. NCBI's taxonomy places the organism in Eukaryota, Metazoa, Arthropoda, Insecta, Diptera, Tephritidae. Bases 78 to 395 code for a protein of 105 amino acids. The transcript has a single exon.